Messenger RNA from Dichomitus squalens LYAD-421 SS1, 1739 nucleotides. Its product is annotated as FAD dependent oxidoreductase. Bases 103 to 1401 code for a protein of 432 amino acids. The transcript has a single exon. NCBI's taxonomy places the organism in Eukaryota, Fungi, Basidiomycota, Agaricomycetes, Polyporales, Polyporaceae. Gene Ontology annotation, molecular function: FAD binding; D-amino-acid oxidase activity. The record is from RefSeq and is a predicted model, not a curated record.
GCAGGAGAUUUAUAAGGCCAGGAUGGACGACACUACGUCUCCUCAGUUCCAAAGACACUUCGCGAGUCCUCUGCCCGUGCAUCUCGACAUCUUCCAUCCACAAUGGCCGCUACCAACGCCCAACCUCUCGUGUUCUGGAAGGACCUUUCACCAUCCCCCGUUUGCCUCGAGCCGGCUACCCCAUACUCUCCCCGAGCCCUCAUCGUCGGAGGCGGUGUCAUCGGUCUCAUAACCGCAUGGGCGCUCCUCGACAAGGGCUACCACGUCACUAUUGUCGCCAGCGAAUGGGCCUCGUACGGCAAGGAGCAGCGACUGACCUCGCAGAUCGCCGGCGCACUCUGGGAGUACCCACCAGCGGUCUGUGGACAGCACACCGACGCCAUCUCGCUCCAGCACUCUCGCAAAUGGUGUAUGGUCUCUUACCACAUCUGGGACGCCAUCGCCGCCAAGCCUGACCUCGCUCGAGAGGCCGGGGUCUCCGUCAGACCCGCCGACUUCUUCUUCCCGUUCCACGUCGAGGAGGAUGCCACCCAGCUGGCCAAGAUGAAGGAGAUCGCAGCGAGCGGUGUCCGGGGCUUCCGCCACACCCCAUCCAUCGUACAGGAGCGCGACGUCAACCCCGAGUACGGCGCGGUCGACGCCUACGAGAUGCUUGCACCCGUCAUCGACACCGACCGCGCGAUGACCUGGCUCAUGGACCUCGUCCAGAGGAAAGGGGCUAGACUUGUCACCCGCACCAUCCACGGCGAUCUCCUCCAACAAGAGCAGGCCCUUCGCGCAGAGUACGCCGCGGACGUCAUCAUCAACGCGACGGGCAUCGCGGGCACAGAGCUCGCAGGCGACGCGUCGUGCUAUCCCAUCCGCGGCGGGCUCAUCCGCGUCAUCAACGACGGCUCCGACUUCCCCGUCAUCGACGCUGCGCUCAGCAUCUCCGCAGACGUUGCCAACGAGAUUGUCUUCCUCGUCCCCCGCAACGACAAAAUCCUCAUCAUCGGCGGCAUCACCGAGCCGCACGAGAGCGCACUCGACUACACCCUCGACACCCCCAUCAUCAAGCGCAUGCGCGCUCGGGCCGAGGCGUUCCUGCCGCAGCUCAAAAACGCUCGUGUCGACCCCGACUAUCCGAUCGCGCAGGGCCUCCGGCCAUUCCGUAAGCAAAACGUCCGUGUCGAGCGCGAGCUCCGCCCCGUCGCGGGUGAGUCUAUACUCAAGCACAGCCGCAUCAUCCACACGUACGGCCAUGGAGGUGCGGGGUGGUCGCUUGCCUUCGGCUGCGCGGCAGAUGUGCUGGCCAUGGUUGAAGAGGCCUUGCAGGACAAGGCCCCGUCGCCAUUGGCGACGGACGCGGAUCGCGCGCGCAAGCAUGCACAGGUCGGAGAGCUGUUCUCGGCGAGGUUGUAGGAUCGGAACCGCAAGGACAUACCGCUAAUCAUCUGGAGACAUUCCCUUUCGUCGAAGAAUCAGUCCGUGUAUGUUCACAAACGCAACAUUUGCCUCACCUGUAAUCUUGCAUCUUUAUAUAAUGGGGUCAUAUUGUACUGUUCCGGGAGCAAUGCGAGGCUGCUGUGUUGUUUCCAGAACAAAUUGCUUGUCCUACUAUUGAGUUAUAGUCGAAAUGUUCAUGGCACGAUAGCGCGGCCAUUACGUGUAAGCUUACAGGAUCUGUAGCGUGACGCAUCGCAUCUCUUCGCACUCUGACUCCUGUCAAUAAAAUUGACGCACCUUCCGAGGCCACGUUG